Messenger RNA from Mesocricetus auratus (golden hamster), 2516 nucleotides. It is a transcript of the gene Chka, whose product is annotated as choline kinase alpha. Gene Ontology annotation, molecular function: ethanolamine kinase activity; choline kinase activity. Gene Ontology annotation, biological process: phosphatidylethanolamine biosynthetic process; CDP-choline pathway. NCBI's taxonomy places the organism in Eukaryota, Metazoa, Chordata, Mammalia, Rodentia, Cricetidae. The record is from RefSeq and is a predicted model, not a curated record. The coding region runs from base 260 to 1651 and encodes 463 amino acids. Gene Ontology annotation, cellular component: cytoplasm. The transcript has 13 exons.
GAGCGAGCGCCGCGGCCCACUACAGCAGUCGCCCGCGGUCAGCCUGUCGCGCUCGUCUCUCGCCCCCGCUGCCCGCCAUCCAUUGCUGCCUCUCCCCGCCGCCGCCUCCCAGCGCGCUCCCACAGCCGCCGCCCGAACAGUCAGUGAAGUCGGCAAGCCAUUUCCCGCGCCCGGCCCCCGGAGGCGGGCAUCCAGCCGGACCCUGAGUGUCGCCCUCUCUCGCUGCGGCCGCCCGCGCCUUCUCGGCUGCCUGUCCGGCAUGAAAACCAAGUUCUGCACCGGGGGCGAGGCGGAGCCGUCGCCGCUUGGGCUGCUGCUGAGCUGCGGUGGCAGCGCUGCCCCGGCGCCCGGCGUGGGGCAGCAGCGCGACGCCGCAGGCGAGCUGGAGCCCAAGCAGCUUGGUGGCCGGUCCCAGCCUCUCGCGCUGCUGCCGCCGCCGCCGCCUCCCCUGCCGCUGCCCCCGCCGCCAUCGCCGCUGCUAGCGGAUGAACAACCUGAGCCCCGGACGCGGCGCAGGGCCUACCUGUGGUGCAAGGAAUUCCUGCCCGGUGCCUGGCGGGGCCUUCGCGAGGACCAGUUUCACAUCAGUGUCAUCAGGGGUGGUCUCAGUAACAUGUUGUUCCAGUGCUCCUUGCCAGACUCCAUAGCCAGUGUUGGUGAUGAACCUCGGAAAGUGCUCUUGCGAUUGUAUGGGGCGAUUUUAAAGAUGGUGUUUUUGAUAAAGCUGUGGAAUGGCAAGAGGUCCUGUAAUAAAGAGGGAUCCGAACAAGCUCAGAAUGAAAAUGAAUUUCAAGGGGCCGAGGCGAUGGUUCUGGAGAGUGUUAUGUUUGCCAUUCUUGCAGAGAGGUCACUUGGGCCAAAACUGUAUGGCAUCUUUCCCCAAGGCCGACUGGAGCAGUUUAUCCCGAGCCGGCGAUUGGACACUGAAGAAUUAUGUCUACCAGAUAUUUCUGCAGAAAUAGCCGAGAAAAUGGCCACAUUUCAUGGAAUGAAAAUGCCAUUCAAUAAGGAACCAAAAUGGCUUUUUGGAACAAUGGAAAAAUACCUGAAUCAAGUGCUAAGACUUACAUUCAGUGGGGAGGCAAGAGUUCAGCAGCUGCACAAAGUCCUUGCUUACAACCUGCCUCUGGAGCUUGAGAACCUGAGGUCAUUGCUACAGUAUACUAGAUCUCCAGUUGUAUUUUGUCAUAACGACUGUCAAGAAGGUAAUAUCUUAUUGUUGGAUGGCCAAGAGGAUUCUGAAAAGCAGAAGCUGAUGCUCAUUGACUUUGAAUACAGCAGUUACAAUUACAGGGGAUUUGACAUUGGAAAUCAUUUCUGUGAAUGGAUGUAUGAUUAUACCUAUGAAAAGUAUCCUUUCUUCAGAGCAAACAUUCUGAAGUAUCCUACCCGAAAACAACAGCUUCAUUUUAUUUCCAGUUACUUGACUGCAUUCCACAAUGAUUUUGCAAGCCUCAGUAGUGAAGAACAGUCCGCUACAAAAGAAGACAUGUUGCUUGAGGUCAACAGAUUUGCCCUCGCCUCCCAUUUCCUCUGGGGUCUUUGGUCCAUUGUACAGGCCAAGAUUUCAUCCAUUGAAUUCGGGUACAUGGAAUAUGCCCAAGCCAGGUUCGAUGCCUACUUUGACCAGAAGAGGAAGCUUGGGGUGUGAAUGAGAUGACUCCACUCUUCACCACUGGACUGCAGGAGGUGGCUGCGCCAGGCCCUCGGUGGAGCUGUGACCACUGCCCUGGGCAGAAGGCUGGACGUCUCACUACUGAGCACCGAUGUGUAUGAUACUACAGACUAUAUUAAAGUGGAGUAACAUUUCUUUCAUCUUUGUUUACGCUCUCACUAGGACUCUGAACCAUGACUGGAAGCAGAAAUAUAGUACAAUAGUGCAAUAGCUCAGAACCCACCUAACCUGGAGGCCUUUUGGCUGCAUGGCUACAGCUUUCAGCCACCUAUGGCCCCAGCCGUCAGAGCAGUGCCAUUUGGAUACUCCAAGCGCGGUCUUAGGAUAUUAAUGUGCUGCAGCACAUUAGUGACUGUUGGAGGUGUGGCCUGGCUCAGCGGAAUGAGCCUGAGUCAUGCAUGGGGUCUGUGUAUGGGCAGACUUCCUGGAGAAGCAGGGUACACUUGAGCUAUGGGUGCACAUCUGCAGAAAGUAGCUGUAGCCUCCUGUGCCUGUGUACACAUGGCUGCAUGGACCAGUGUCACUGGCUGCAGAACGUCAGUGUCUCAGCUGGAGAGGAGCAGUGGACCCAGCUUCCUCAGCCUUUCUUGCCUUCCUUUUGCCUGGCCGGGAACUCGGGCAUCUGCCCAGGACUCUCCAAAGCUGCUUCCCAUCGGAUGUCACUGGAGACAGCAGCUGUUUGGGGCAUAGGGGUGCAGGUGGACUAGAGAUGUGAAAUCCAUGUACAUUAAAUGCCCAAUGGGAUAAACUUAGAAUUUUUUUUUACUCUGAAUUGUUUUGUGCAUAUAUUUCUGCUACCACCGAGACUGUAUUAUACAAAAAAUAAACAACUUGAAAACCA